Molecule: messenger RNA, 318 nt
Organism: Penicillium paradoxum
Lineage: Eukaryota; Fungi; Ascomycota; Eurotiomycetes; Eurotiales; Aspergillaceae
Exons: 3
Coding region: 1-318 (105 amino acids)
Source: RefSeq, a predicted model, not a curated record
AUGUCGUUCGUCCUCUCCAUCCGUGCUUCAACUCGCCAGGCCAUCCGGUCCAACUUUGCUGUCCCCGUCUCCGCAUUCCACACUUCAGCCAUUCGGAGUUUGAACGAGAAUGAUAGGAGCCGCGAGAACCUUGCUGAACAUUACGAAUCCCACAAACAAGAAGGCAUCCGCAACUCGAAGCAGGGCAAGGGGAAGUGGAAGUCCGAGCUGGCUAGUAACAGCGAGGCAGAUGUGAAAGCUGAUCGCGGUGAGUUAGACCGCGGCCAUCCCGUCGUUCAACAAAUGGAGCAGGCGGAAAAAGCUGCGCAUAAGAAAUAA